Messenger RNA from Caenorhabditis sp. 36 PRJEB53466, 1576 nucleotides. The record is from the annotation of a GenBank genome assembly. Lineage: Eukaryota; Metazoa; Nematoda; Chromadorea; Rhabditida; Rhabditidae.
AUGACAUCGAGACGGAUCAUCAAUCGGGAGCAGCGGCAGUGCUCGCAGAUUCGGCCGUUCCUCUACGUGUCCGGAUUGGCGGCGCUUUCGCCGAGAGUACUAUGUGAGUGGCUGCUGGAAACUAAUGAAAACUGGAGGGAAACGGGGCGAGGGGAGGCUAUAAAAAGGAAAAAGUUGAAGAUAAGUGACCAUAAAAGAGAAUGAAACGCGGAGCAGCAACAGAAGGAUAAUGUCUCUUGGUGGACAGGAAGUAGGCGAGAAGGGGAGCCGCACGUGCUCGUUUAUUGCCCAGACGAACAUGAGCUCCGUGAGCAUAUGGCUCUGCUCAUUUGUCCGUUCUUCCAGCCCGUUUCUGUGUUUGCAUCAAUCUGAUUCCCGGCUUCCGAUUGUCGGCGCCGCCGCACAUGAAAGUGGUUCACUUACCACUGCAAGACAACGAAACGACCGAUCUGACAGCCCAUUGGGCGAAUGUGUACAAGGUGAGUAAACGGCGAUUCGAAUGGAGGAGAAUUUAAUCGUCUGUCUCCAGGAAAUCGAGGAGGCGCGGAAGGGAGCCGGAAGGGCGCUGCUGCUCUGCGCGAUGGGCAUCUCGAGAUCCGCCACGUUUGCCAUCGCCUACGUGAUGCAGUACGAGAAGUAUGCGCUCGAGAACCUUAAAAUGCACUGAUUGAUCCCAAUUCCAGAAAAACCUUGCACGACUCCUACAAAGCGGUGCAACUGGCGCGAAACAUCGUGUGUCCGAACGUCGGCUUCUUCCAACAACUCAUUGAUCUCGAGCAGAAGGUACGUGAUUCCCAGAGCGAGAACCCAAGUGUCCCCCACUCCGUCACUCUCUGUCUGUUCAUUUGAUGAGCUCUCGUUUUGUGCUCCAACCAGUGUCGUCCCUUGCCUCAAUGGACUCUCCCAAUGGGACCAUUUAUCACCUAUUCCUGGGUGUGUCGCAUCUCCGCUCUAACCAGAAAACUUGCGACAGAAUAACCGAAUUGGGGGUGGAAGAAGAGACGAUUGUAUAGGAAUCGGUUGUGAGAGUGUUCUUGCAGCUCCGCGGAAAAGUGUCAUGCAAGAUCAUCGAGCCGUUGCCGGGGUGCAAAGUGCCGGACGUCAUCUGGCAAGAGCUGUAUGACGAGAUGAUGAUGAGCAUGACUCAGGACGACAGACACUCGCUCGCAUCCUGCAAUUUAUCGGUGAGUGAACGGAGAGAACCGAACGGAAAGAGAGCAAAUGUUUGCAGGCGAGAAGCACCACCAACGACACGAUGUCCCUCCGCUCGCUGAACAUGGUCAAUGACACCUCCAGGUGUUUAAACUUCCGAAAACCUUUCUAAGAGUUUCCGUCAUCUUCCAGAUCCCUGGCCUCGUUCCACCUGACCCAUCGUCCAAUCGGCGCUUCUCCCACCCUCCUCGUUCCUUCUUCUUCUUCCUCGUCGUCCAUCCGUGGUCCUGUUCCUCUCCAACGUGCUCAUACGGAACCUACAAAAGAGCAGACCAUCCUUCCGAAGAGCGCUCUUCGCGACAAGUCCAAAUCAGGAGAAAAGAAGAAGAAAUGGCGUCUCAGUUUUCAUAAGGACGUCGUCUAA